UUUUGUACAGUAAAAUGGCAGGCUAAAAGGAUGGGAAACUACAUAUCCACACAUACAUGCACAAUAUCCACUCGCAGUACAAGUUGUUGUUGGACGAUCGACUGCGAGGGCAGCUAUGCUGAGGAGAUUAGUGAAGGGCUGGAUGUACUACAAUCUCUUGAGUCUAAUGGAUAAACACUGCCAUCAGUGUAAUAAACAGUUUUCCCCUGGCGCAAGGAAAAGCUUUGAAUACUUCAACAUGUUAAAUUUACCAACCCUGCAACUACAACACGAUAAAAGGUGAAUGAUGGUCUAAAUUUUUCUUUAGUCAGACGUAAAGCAACAGAUGUGUUGUCUGCCUUCUAAUAUCAGUAGGAGGGGGGGAAGUGGGGGGAUUAAAUGACAACAUUUCUCUAGUGAUUUGCCAGUGCUUUAGCUUUGGUGGAAAGGGUUGCAGGGAGCCUGCCAGUUCUAGUCAACAGCAUACCCAAGGAUUGAUAGGUGUGCAGGGUCUUCAACAAGCCAGAGGAAAAGCUACAAGAAAGACACCGAACUAGAAGUUGCCUCCUUUUGGUGUUGACAAAAUUAAAGGGAGAUAUCAACAGCUGACAUGAGGCUGGUCGGUGCUGGGGUUCGAGUCCGGAGGGCCGCUGAGCCGUCUGAACCAGAAUCGGAGGAAACAACAGAGCCUGCUCAUCAUGAGCACUCUCAUUCAGAACACCAUGAGCACUCACAUACAGAACAUCACCCUGGGCACGACUACAACCACAUGAAGGAAAAGUUCAUGAAUGAGCUGAGUCAUCUGUCAAUUCCCAUGUGGGCAGUGGGAGCCAUUGUUGUGGUGGUUCUGGUCUUGGUGGCAUGCUUCAUCUUCUGCAUUUUUAAGAAAUGCUUUGGUAAAAAGAAAAAGCCAAAGAAAGCGAGGGAGGGGAAGGCAGGUCGCCGCAGAAAGGCAAAGGAAGGUGAAGGAGAGACUGGAGAGAAGGAGGGGGAGGUGAAGAAAGAAGGGGAGGAAGAGGAGAAAGAACAGGAAAAGUUGGGUAAACUGGAGUUUUCCUUGGACUACAACUUCACAGAUGCUCAGCUCAUCGUGGGUAUCCUUCAGGCUCAGGACCUUGCCGCUAUGGACAUGGGGGGGACUUCAGAUCCCUAUGUCAAAGUUUUUUUGCUGCCAGAUAAAAAGAAGAAGUACGAGACCAAGGUUCAGCGCAAAAACCUGUGCCCUGUUUUCAACGAAACUUUCAUCUUCAAGAUUCCAUACGCAGAGCUGGGUGGAAAGACUUUGGUCUUGCAGGUUUUUGACUUUGAUCGAUUCUCCAAGCAUGACAUGAUCGGUGAAAUAAAGAUUCCAAUGAACAGUGUUGAUUUGGGUCAGCCAAUGCAACAAUGGAGGGACUUGGAGAGUGGUGAGAAGGAGGAGGAAAAACUGGGUGAUAUCUGCAUCUCAUUGCGCUAUGUACCCACUGCCGGGAAACUGACAGUGAACAUCAUGGAGGCAAAGAACCUUAAGAAAAUGGAUGUUGGAGGUUUAUCAGACCCAUAUGUGAAGAUUGUUCUGCAACAAAAUGGGAAACGGAUUAAAAAGAAGAAGACAACAGUAAAGAAAAACACACUCAAUCCUUAUUUUAAUGAGAGUUUCAGCUUUGAAGUCCCCUUUGAGCAAAUACAGAAAGUGCAGGUUGUCAUCACAGUAUUCGACUACGAUAAACUUGGAAGCAACGACCCUAUUGGAAAGACCUUUAUGGGUUACGGAGCUACAGGAGUCGGACUGCGCCACUGGUCAGACAUGCUUGCUAAUCCCAGACGUCCAGUAGCCCAGUGGCACACUCUUCUGCCUGAAGAAGAAGUAGAUGCGGCACUCAAAGCAAAACCUCGUUAGAGUCACACCUGAGUAGUGACUGCUGCCAAUAUGCUACUUGUUGUUAAACCCGAAGUUUUCUUAAUUUCUAUUUUCUCCUUUCCAUUUUAUUUCCUUUGAGACACAUAUUGCGUGUGUGUGUGUCUGUAGGUGUGUAUAUAUGCACCUGUCAAGCAAUGUUUGAUAUUUGGCUGUUAUUAAAACCUUGUUUCCCCAUAUUUACCUCAUACCAUAAACCAAAGUGAUUGUCUUUAUAAGCCUAGAAACCACAUAUCUGUAAAUGUGCAUCUCUUGUGUAGGCCCAUGCAAGGUUAUGUUAAAAAUUGAUGAAAGAGAGUUUAUUCACAUAAUAAACAACUUUGUUGUUUUUUAAUGUAUUUUGGGCCUUUUUGCUCACUUUCUAGUGUUGUGGUGCAAUAAACAAAUAAACCUACAAUGGAAUGUUUCA
Haplochromis burtoni (Burton's mouthbrooder) is the source of this 2285-nucleotide messenger RNA. It is a transcript of the gene syt5b, whose product is annotated as synaptotagmin Vb. Gene Ontology annotation, molecular function: syntaxin binding; calcium ion binding; calcium-dependent phospholipid binding. NCBI's taxonomy places the organism in Eukaryota, Metazoa, Chordata, Actinopteri, Cichliformes, Cichlidae. The coding region runs from base 590 to 1858 and encodes 422 amino acids. The transcript is spliced from 9 exons. The record is from RefSeq and is a predicted model, not a curated record. Gene Ontology annotation, cellular component: synaptic vesicle membrane; axon; dense core granule. Gene Ontology annotation, biological process: calcium ion-regulated exocytosis of neurotransmitter; regulation of calcium ion-dependent exocytosis; regulation of dopamine secretion.